Messenger RNA from Echinops telfairi (small Madagascar hedgehog), 389 nucleotides. RefSeq names its product histone H2B subacrosomal variant-like. Gene Ontology annotation, molecular function: protein heterodimerization activity; DNA binding; structural constituent of chromatin. Gene Ontology annotation, cellular component: nucleosome. Lineage: Eukaryota; Metazoa; Chordata; Mammalia; Afrosoricida; Tenrecidae. Bases 1 to 366 code for a protein of 121 amino acids. The transcript has a single exon. Gene Ontology annotation, biological process: nucleosome assembly. The record is from RefSeq and is a predicted model, not a curated record.
AUGGCCAAAUCCACCAUCAAAAACCUCAAGUGCUCCAAAGGACAUCUAAGCACAAUCUCAGGAAAGAAAUCGCUUUUCAGUACCCUUGGCCACAGAAAUUACUCCCUCUAUGUGAACAGGGUCCUAAAGGAAGUGGUCCCACAGAGGGGCAUAUCAUCUCGCACCUUGGGCAUCAUGAACACUCUGAUCAACGACAUCUUCGAGCGCAUUGCUACAGAGGCCUGCAACAUGAUGUAUUACAGAAAUCGUUGUACCCUCACUCCAGAAGAUAUCCAGAGGGCAGUGUAUUUACUGGUUCCUGGGAAACUAGCGAAGAACGCGGUGGGUUUUGGAAGUGAAGCAGUCAACAGAUACGUCCACUCCUAAAUCCCAUGUGCCAACUUAACGGA